AUGUUCAUCUCGGAUACGCCUAAAUUCAUCUCUGGCGCGCUUUCGGCGCUCUCGGUGAUGAUCAAUAUCGACUUACCACACGUUAAUGUCCUCACGAAAUGCGAUCUCGUGGCGUCUUCGGAAGAUCGGUUGGAGGAGUUCCUCGAGUGUGACACGACGGACUUGUGUUUGAAGAUUCAGGAGGGCAUCAGUGAGAAGAUGAAGAACCUCACCAUUAAAAUGGCUGAACUUUUACAAGAGUAA
Messenger RNA from Perkinsus marinus ATCC 50983, 243 nucleotides. RefSeq lists its product as hypothetical. NCBI's taxonomy places the organism in Eukaryota, Perkinsozoa, Perkinsida, Perkinsidae. Gene Ontology annotation, molecular function: GTPase activity. The transcript has 2 exons. The record is from RefSeq and is a predicted model, not a curated record. The coding region runs from base 1 to 243 and encodes 80 amino acids.